Molecule: messenger RNA, 4044 nt
Organism: Cladocopium goreaui
Lineage: Eukaryota; Dinophyceae; Suessiales; Symbiodiniaceae
Source: the annotation of a GenBank genome assembly
AUGUCCAGCAAGCAGUGGGACUAUGUGGCGCCUUUUGUUGCUCAAUCAGAUCUGUGGAAAGUCAACCAGCCCGUCAAGCAGCCUUUGCUCUUGUACCAGGUCUUGGUCACAAAGAGGAAGUCGGAAGACUCCUGGGAACUGACAAGCUGGCGAGGAACGACCAUUCGACCUUGCCCGGACGACAUAGCGGAACAGCUGCUGACGGCUUUGGCCGGAGACGCAGAUUGCAGGAUGUUGACGGAGAUCCCGGUCAAGGAUUGGGUGAAUUGCCCAGCAGUGCCGACAACCCUCAGCAGCUUGAUUGGUACCGCCGUGCCCGGUCAACUCCGCAAAGUUGAGACGGCCUUCGAAGUGUCAGAUUUGCAAAUGGUGGGCAUCUCGUCUGUCAAGAGUGACAGUGAUGAAUGGCUCAUUGCGUCCUGCAAACGUUGCAAGAGGGCAGCUCCUUGUCAAAAGCAUCCGGGAGAUGAAACCGAGAAUCGCUUGGCAGUGCGCCUGACAGUGGCAGACGGCAACAGCCAGACCAGAGUGAUGCUCUAUCAUGACAUGUUGCUCCGGACAGCUGCCAACAUGAUGACCGCUUUGCCCGAUGACAUGUGGUUGACAACAAAGAGCUGCGUUCAAGCCUGCGAGAUAUGUUCCGCGGCGCGCAGUGGUUGUCUGGACUUGCCCAGCGCGGACCUGGUUUUGCCUCGGUGCCGUCUGAGUGAUGGCUGUCCCGUGACCCCCUUGCAGCAGGCAGUGGUGGACUCGCAGCUUGGGUUGAUCUUGAUCGGCGGCAAAGCGGAUGCUACGUUCAUUCGCGGCUUGGUCCGCUUCAAUGCGAUCAAGUUGCCAGACGAAGAGGCUUUGCAACAAGACCAGUCCGCUACAUCCGCCAUGCGGGUGAAAAGAUCCUUCGACUGUGUGCUCUCGCCACAAAAGCCAAUGACCCAGGUGAAACUGCGAGCCGCUGGACCUUCAUCGGCUGUGAACUGGAUGCUGCAAGGUCGGGCAGGAGAAGCGCAUCAGGUCGUCUUGUCACAGACCGCGAUGUGCCUGGUGAAUGGCUUGUGGCAGGUUCCUGUUCCUCAGGAGGCUGUGGACGCUGUCGCCACAUACUUCGCCCGACUGGCCGCGUCCGAGCUGACAACGGACGACAAGGCGGUCGCCUUUGACAGCACCUGGACGCCUGUGAAAAGGUUUCACCACCUGAGGCCAUGCCACAAGCAGCGCGUGACCUGGGCCGGAACCUUGCCGCAGUUGACUGAGGGCUCCACUGCCACGCAGGAGGAUGAGAGUCUUCGCGAUGCGCAAGCUCGAUGGUCGGAGGCCGCGGGAUUGCACAGAUUGCGGACUGCGUCCGCCAAAUUCUUGUCGCCAUGUGGCUCAGUGACUAGACACAGCGGAUUGGAGCUGUUUCGCACGGACCUGAUGCUACUUGCUGCGAAACCAUCCUGUUCUUCAGGGGCUUCUUCUUCGGGGUCUGCUUCGGGAACAAGUACACCAUCUACUCCAACUAGAAUUGAGCGGGUUGGCAAGUAUGAGAUGGGGUCAUUAGCAAAGAGUUGGGACAAUGAAGAGUGUACUCGUGAUCGGAUCCGUGAGAAGAAACCCUUGCUCCUUCAUGUGGACCCAGCAUCGGGUGAUCUUGUGGAACAACAUGUGGAGGGAAGUGUUGCCAAUGUCAAGGCCAACCUCCAAGCUCUUAUUCCCCUUGCAGAUAUUAUGGCCAAGAACAGCUUGUUAAUGCCGAAUAUUGACAGGCUUAUCCAGGUCAUCGAUCGCUUGUACCAGAUUAGCAAACUCCCCAGAUCUCUGGAACAUUGCUAUCAAAUGGCAUGGGCAUUCCGUCGACUUUUGGGGACCGGGAAGAGUUUCUGCUACAAACCCACCCCACCUGAGGAUCCAGAGAUUCGAGUCCUCAUGCAGCACUUUGGUUUCAACUUGGAGGACAACAGUUGGUCAGCAUGGGUCCAAAUUCCGGACCCCCGCGGGUCGCAGUAUCUGUGGAUGAGUCCAGGGGUUCACUUUGGUUCCGGAGAAGGUUCCGCAGAACGUCUGGGAGGCUUUGUUGCGGGGGUCCGCUUUUUGAGCUUUUCGGGGCUGAAAGGUCCAAAUUCCGGACCCUGGGGCGUAGUAUUUGUGGACGAGUCCGGGUUCACUCUGGUUCCGGAGAAGGUUCCGCAGAAGGUCAGCCACCGAGGCUGUGUCUAUGUCAGCUCUCUCUGUUGCUUCCUUGUUUGCGUGCCUGUUGCCUUCGGGUUCACUCUGGUUCCGGAGAAGGACUGGCAGCCCAUUAAGAAGCAACCACCGGUGGGCCAAUCCAGUGAAUCUUUGGGAGCACCUCCACCAAGCGAGGCACCGCCACUCCCAGCCCCUUCGGUUGAGCCCCCUGCUUCUAGGCCAGCAGUUGAGGAAUCUCAGCUCCUGGGCAUGCCACCCCAUUCCCAAGUGCUAGAGUUCGACCAGACUCCGGAACGGGAUAUGGAAGAAGUCUUUGCAAAGGUGACACAGAAAGGAUCUGCGAUGCUUGUGGUGGAUUCAUUGCCCUUUGGGCAUGAUUACGACCAAACCCUUUUGCCGUGCAGCCCUGGGUCCAUGAUGGCUACUGAUGUUGCUGCAAAGACUGUGCUAGAGGUUCAUGUUCGUGAAAACGUUGUGGCUCUGCUCUCAGCAGUCUUUGGGAACCUGAGCAGCGCUGAGCCCCUUUGGCCCCUGUCACCAGCAACCCUACGAAAGAGAUUCAGUCUUCUUCAAGCGUCACUUGGCCUGGGUCUCCAGACAAAGCCUGGUGGGAUGCUAUGGAGGCAGCCGCAGAACAAGAUGACAAGGACCAACCAAUAUUUGUUCAAGUCAACGGUCCAAUGGUUGUCUCAACUCUACACUACCCUGCAGGCGGAGCAUGCAAACAAGCCUGAGGAUUGUGAGCUGGGGCAGCAAGGCGAUCAGGAGGUCAUCACACGCAGAAUGCAGUUUAGAAUGAAGAAAAAUAAGAAGGAGCAGAGACAGAAAAAGAAGGAACAAAAGGCACUUCAGAAAGUGGAAAAGGAAAAGGCGAAGGAGGAAAAAAAGAAAGCUCGUGAACAGAAGAAACAAGAGAAAGCCAUGAAAGACAGCCAAAAGAAAAAGAGGGUCGGAAAAAAAAAACAGGAUGAACAGGAGCCUAAGAAGGAGAAGAAGUCAAGGGGAAAGAAACGACCACAUGAGGAGGAUGUGAUGGACAAUGUCCAGGAUGAGUCAGGAAAUAGCAAGCCUGAGGAACAAGGCCACGAGCCUGUGGUAAAGGAAAAGGAGAAUGUCGAGGAGCAUGGGGACUGUGGCAAGGAUGUGGGCUGCAGUGAGGCCGAAGCAAAGCAUGAAGCACAGCAUGCAAGCCCGACACGAAAGCAUGUGAAGCAUGCCAAGCUUGUGAAGUUGCGUCGCAUGAAGUCCAAGGCCAAGGUGUUAUCUCCAGCAGAUUUUGCAACCUGUGGCAGCAGGAAGCGCAAGAUCAACACAAAGCAUGUGGUUUCCCAGAAAUCUGGGGCAUCGGGGGCAUCCACUGUUGCACCCAAGAGCACCAAGAAAUGCAGGUCUCGAAAGGGAAAGGCAAAGUCCCCUGUGAAGGGCCAACCUGCAAAGAAAAGCAAGCCGAGCAAGUCCAAACCCUGCAAGCCAUGCCCCAAGAUCGUCGCCCUUGUUAACGGGAUCUUGUCCCAAUGCAAGGACAGUGAGUGCACACACCCAACAUGGAGUGCCCCAAAAUUUGACCCGAAGAUGUUCUCAAUCAGUGUCUACUGGACCAGGCAUGCUGUAGGUGUCAAAGUGGCAAAGUCAUUCCUAUCGGGGAAAAGCUGCAAGGGCAAGUGCAAAGGCAAAGGCAAAUUUUCCCAAGUGGCUUACUUUGGAUCCCCGACCCCUUGCAUCUACAGCAACCUAGCUGUGGCACAUGAGUUUGUCCAAGCCUUGUCGCAGCAGAAGCCUUUGGACCCAAAGAAUGCCGAGAUGAAGGAGUUCCACCUGUUGCUGAAGACGUCGCACGAUCAUGCUGUGAGUUUGAUGGGUCCUAUUGGUGAAAGCUAA